AUGUCUCAAGAUGGGCGCGAAGAGAAGCCGGAGGGCUUCUCUAAAUACCUCAAGCGUAUGAAGACCGUCCUCCGGCCUCGGUCAAUGUCCAAACGCCAAUCUAUCACUCCUGGGACAGCGGCUCCAGUCGAAACGACCGAACCAAAGGAAACAUCACCGGAGCCAGCUCCUGUACCGGCAUCAGCACCAGCACCUGCUCAAGCACCAGUAUCAGAACCAGCCCAGGAUCUCAGCACACCAGGACCAGUCAUGUACACCGAUUACAGAACAACCCAGAACGAAAAGGCCCGCGCCCUCUUCGCCAAAUACGGCUUGACUGUCGACUCCAGCGAAUGGAAGACACCCACCGACCUCCAGGUCACCCGUGUAACAAAGCCAAUUCGCAUGCGAGUGCGUCGCACCUGCCACCGCUGCGAAACAACCUUCGGCGCAGACAAAGUAUGCAUCAAUUGCCAGCACACUCGCUGCACAAAAUGUCCCCGAUACCCACCCGCCCGCAAUAAGGAUGGCGAACCGACCCGCAAGCCCAAGAUCCCAGACGCAUAUGCCCACGUCCCCAGACUGUUCCCUAGGACCUCGCACCUCAAGCUCAGCACCACCAAGGAAAUGUCAAUCAAGAUGCCGUCGCCCACAGGCGGCGCGGACUUCGUCCGGCGUCCGGUUCGCCAGCGCAUCCACCGCUACUGUCACCUCUGCGCCUCACUUUUCACCCCCGGCUCCAAGGAAUGUCCAAGCUGCAGCCAUGUCCGCUGCAAGAUUUGCCCGCGGGACCCGGCUAAACUCGAUAAAUACCCUGAUGGCUACGCGGGCGAUGCAGAUCCGCCCAAACCGAGGCCGGAGCGCACGUUCAAGAAACCUCGUCGCAGGAUCCAUUACGAAUGUCAUGUCUGUCAGACUUGGUUCCAGGGUAAUGUGGAAACUUGUUCGAAUUGUGGUCAGGCGAAGUGCGAUCUCACUAGACGAAUCCCGUACGUCAAACCGGAAACCAGUCCGGAGGUUCUCAAGAGCAUUGAAGAGAAACUAGCAGCUAUGGCACUUGAACAUCAAGUAGACGUUGUUGACGCGGCUUGA
Penicillium coprophilum is the source of this 1071-nucleotide messenger RNA. RefSeq lists its product as uncharacterized. The record is from RefSeq and is a predicted model, not a curated record. NCBI's taxonomy places the organism in Eukaryota, Fungi, Ascomycota, Eurotiomycetes, Eurotiales, Aspergillaceae. Bases 1 to 1071 code for a protein of 356 amino acids. The transcript has 3 exons.